Mytilus trossulus (common blue mussel) is the source of this 1742-nucleotide messenger RNA. RefSeq lists its product as uncharacterized. The record is from RefSeq and is a predicted model, not a curated record. The transcript is spliced from 4 exons. The coding region runs from base 398 to 1714 and encodes 438 amino acids. NCBI's taxonomy places the organism in Eukaryota, Metazoa, Mollusca, Bivalvia, Mytilida, Mytilidae.
CAAAUAAAUCCCCAUUUGCUAUAAAUACGUGUAAUUAAAUGUAGGAAACUUAUGUACGGAACAUUAAAAUCAUCUUGCUACAAGUCACAUGCAUAAUAAAUUGUGUUUUCAUGAAACAAACAUGCAAAAAUCGAUACACUAUUUUACUGUUUACAAGGUUCACCUGAGGUUACAAGGUUACACACUAAUUUGCAUAAUCAAUAAACAAAUCGCAAUGUGCAAAUGGCGGCUGAUGUACGAAAAAUCUACAGCAUGUUAAUUAUGUCCUAUUAUACAUAAAUAAAUAAGGAUGACACUGUGAAACCUGAAUGAAUAGAACAGUGAAACCAUAUCAUAUGGAAUUUGAAUAAGAAAGCAUUUUGUAGAUGGAGUGCCAUCAGAGCGCUAUCCAGACCCCAUGCCUGCCCUGUCACAUGACAAAAUAACACCUUGUAGAAAACGUCCAACUCAGAGAGCUUAUACUACACAUACAUUUAGUGCACCAACCUGUAAGAAAAGGCUGAUCGACACAGAUAUGUCAUGUGCAUUAACUCAAGGUGAAUUGGUACAAGGACCUUUAGAUUCAUUGGCAGAAAAGAAUAUUGAUGUGUCAGAUGUAGAAAACAUAGAUCCAAUUGAAGAUAAAAGUUUCUAUGGUGUAGACCCUCUGGACAUGUUAGCUAUGGCUGCAGAAAACAAAGCACUGACUGAAAACUAUGCCAAGCUUGUGCUAGAAAAUGUAAAUUUGCAGCAACAACUUUCAAGUUGUAUAAAAAAGAAAAAAGAAAAAAGUAUUAUAAUAGAAAAAUCCUUUGGUUGUGAAAAGUUAAAUAGUAAAGAGUACCAGUACUACACAGGAUUUUCCAAAGAUCGGUUUGAAGAUAUAUUAAAAUUUCUGGUGCCUAGAGAGGGAGAGGACAUUAUAAAAUGGACAAAAGCUAUAAGUGGAUCUAAGCAGUUAAGUACCAAAGACCAACUGCUUUUGGUGAUGAUCAAAUUGAGACAAAACUUUGACUUUUCACACAUUGCAAAUUUAUUCAAUUUAUCAACACAGGAUUGCAGUGUCAUAUUUUUGAACUGGAUAAAUUAUAUGUUUCACAGACUAGGUUCACUUGUCAUUUGGCCACAUAGAGAUCAAAUCAUUGAACAUAUGCCACCAACUUUUAAACAGGACUUCCCAAAUAGUUUGGUCAUUAUUGAUGGCACAGAAGUUAAAAUUCAGAAACCCAGUUCAUUACAUCGUCAAAGUCAGUGUUAUUCUGAUUACAAAUCAUGCACAACAUUAAAAGGUCUUGUGGGUGUUGACCCAAGAGGAUCAAUAAUCUUUUCAUCAAUGUUAUUUGCUGGUUCAAUAUCUGACAAGGAAAUCACCAAGGAGAGUGGAUUUUAUCGCUUACUGAAGGAUUUAACCAGUAGUGGAAAAGUGAAUGUAGGGGAUGGAGUAAUGGCAGACAAAGGUUUUACGAUUGAAAAAGAAUUGAAAGAAAUUGGUCUGCAACUUAAUAUACCACCUUUUGCUUCAAGUGGAUCGCAGAUGAAAUCUGCAGAUGUAAACGAGACAAUCAAAAUAGCUAAACACCGUGUUCAUGUUGAGAGGGCCAUUGCACGUGUGAAACAAUUUAAAAUUUUAUCUGGAAGGAUAAAUCUAUCUUUAUUCAGUUCAGUGAAUCAAAUUUGGCUUACAUGUUGCUUAUUAACAAAUUUCAUGCCAUUCUUGAUCCAAGAUAAACAAUGAUUAAAGUAAUUAAAAAGAAAUUCCUGAA